UUGCCAAACAAAGCUGUAUACUACAUGCCACCUAUCGUCAACAUUCAUCUUGGUCACACAUCAUGCCAAAUCUCCGAUCUCGAAUGGAACGUCUUUUGUGCUCAAAAACCAGAAACCUUCACUGCUGUGGAAGCUGGCCAACGUGGCAGCGGAAGGUGGCUCGUUAUUUCUAACAACCAAGCGUAUGAAAUGCAUCAACCCGCUGACUCUCCAAGCUCGCUUUUCCUCACCUCUUCACGAUCAUACUGGUACUUGCAACCUAGACACCAUUUCUUUGGCUAGUGACUAUGCUGCUAAGAAAUUCUCAUGGUACAUUUCGCCCGGAAGGUUCAUGAACUCUGUUAAGUCCAAAUCAAGUUUUACCCCUCAAACAUGGACGCCACCGAGGCCGACAGACACGUCGACUGAUGAGCAAUCAUCAAAAUAUUCAGUCACCUGGCAUCUUCGGGGUAUUAGAAUCACGAGACCAACAUUGAAUCCACGCCUACAGUCUUAUUUCCGCAGCAUGCAACACGUUAUGAUUCGGACAUGCCAUCACUCGUCAAUUCACAAUGAAGCCUGCUCGAUCAUAAACGCCGGAUUCGGUGGUCAACCAGGAUUAUUAGCUGAGGGAUUAUUCAUCGCCAGAACUGCUCGACUGCGGUACAUCCGGACUGUGGCACUGCUCAUACACGAUGUUCUCAUAGAACUUAAUAUGUCGAACUGGGGUGCCAUCCACGCUGUGAGAGUGCACCUCAAAGAAUUUGCGACGUCGACUUUACGCAAGAUUUUUUAUGAUUUUUUGGGGGAUUUCAGGUUUAAAUUUAAUGCGACUGGUUUGGAGAAAGCUGACGAUACCCUUGAAGCUCUCCGAAACCAACAGUUCAACGCGGUAGCUUUAUAUGGCGAUCUUGUUGCGUUUGGCAUCAUCCCUCCCAGUCUACUUGUUUUCGUCAUGGAUGACUUCUUGAAUUGUAUAUCAUCGAUAUCCCAGUAUCGCAUCAUUUAUCUCCUGGUGCUCCGAGCAACAUCCCAGAACGUGUCCCCUAUACAUCCAAAUCGUUUGCUUGGCUGGCGCCAAAGGUUGCUCUAUCCAAUGCGAAUCACGCUGCGUCUGGACGACAAAAUGGUCCAGAGGUGGAUUAUCGAGAUCUCCAACUUGAUUGAUAAAGCUACCAUCCAAAACCAAACAACCGUGCAAUAGUCCGAUGCUACCAAUCCACCAGUCGCAAAUCAUGUCUGGGAUACGCAGCUCACCAGACAGGGUCUGCACGAUUUAAUUCGAAGUCAAUUUCAGAGGGCGCAGGUGCUUAGCUAAGGCUACGUAUGUUACCAGCGAAAACCGGACAGUGCUGGAGAAACGUGGGUCACCUGCCGUGUGUUUCAUAUGGUCUCUGAUGAGACAACCUAAUUGACGUAUCUUCUUCCGAGUCGUGUUGUAAUUCUCCUGGCUGCACCUGCUAUUAUCAUUACAUUUGGGGAUAUCCGUGGGCAAUCAAAUCCGUGAAUUUGCGGAACA
Molecule: messenger RNA, 1498 nt
Organism: Suillus bovinus
Lineage: Eukaryota; Fungi; Basidiomycota; Agaricomycetes; Boletales; Suillaceae
Exons: 3
Coding region: 185-1183 (332 amino acids)
Source: RefSeq, a predicted model, not a curated record